AAACAACAUGGCGACUGACGUCUCUGCAAAGACAUGAAAGAAAAGCUCGCUGAACUUUUACAGGAGUUUACUUACAAAAUCGACUGUCGAAUAAAUAUUGUUUGCUAGGAAUUGAACGGAUGUCAGGGGCUCAAACUUCAUGAAUGCCUCAUAAGUUCCAACAUUUUCUCGCUCACUUAUUUAGGGUCACGGAUUUCACAACUCGUUUCCGAAGGUAACGGUACGAAGCAACCAAUUAAUUACCUGUGGGCUAUGCAGUUUGGUGUACCUGUUGUCUUGCGCGACAAUGAUCCGCUUGCCUACCUCAACACGUAGGAUUAGGAGAUAGAAACUUCAAGAAGGGUGAUAUAGAAAUGGCAACAGUCAACACCGGUUUCUCUUUGCUAGCACGUGGAAUUGGCGAGGAAAAGGUUCAUCGGGGACACAGGAAAUUAGAAGUUUCCCUGGAACCUGAGGAUUACCACAAUAUUCAAGGGCGGAAGUUUUACUUGCCUCCCAUCCAGCAGAGGGCGUGGCCACAGGAGGAACUGGACUCACCUCGGGAGCUCCACACCCACAAGACGUUCACGACGCGGAAGGGCGCUCUCUUGCUGUACUCGGAGGAUCUCGCCUUGACCGCCAAAGAGAGGGCGGAGAGCAAUAAGGCCUUGGAGGCAGAGGACACGCUGAAUCUGAACACAUUCCAUGACCUUAGAAGUGCAAUCUUGUCCUAUGGGGCAAAGGAUGCAUCAUCCGAGCCAGUCUAUCUGGGCUUCGUCCACAACAAACAUGCCCCUACCACCCACCGGGCUGUUCGACCGGGCUUCUCAGCCAAGAGGUACCUGUCCAAUUGGUCCAGGAGCUGGGAUGACUCGAUACUCAAUACCCUCAGAAACAAUGGUCACAUAUUGGACAAGAAUCUUUUUCAAGAGAAUGCCCUGGCACCAAAGAUCCUCAGACGCAUAAAUGAUGACCUAUCUGGCUUGCCAGCACCAUACCGUGUCACCAGGAACAUGCUAAUGGCUCCUGGUAGCCCAAUCAUCUAUGAAUUCUAUAGGGUUCGACCAAGCAGCGCUGAUUCUGGUUCAUCACUGUCAACUGAGGAGCGAUUGAAACGCAAGCUUAGGCGGCCAUCGGAAGAUGACUUUGACACUGACAGAGAAGGCCGGCGGACACCCAUGGUGUCAUUCAAUAUCCCUGGCUCCAUUGCAGCCGUGGUGCGUGACGAACAGAACAAGCCCCACGCCGUCCCUUACUCCAGCCUGGCCCCCGAUGAACAGCAGCAGGUGUUGCAGCGCCUGCUGCUGCAGAGUGCCAUGCACAAGCAGCUGCUGGAGGCUGCCGAAAGGACCGGCCAGGAACUGGGCAGCAACACCUCUCUGGCUGGUAGCAGGCCGGUGACCGUGGAGAAGAUCAAGAAGCUGAAUAUGGGCAACGCAAUUGCAACGUUAGUGGACACCAAUACAUCAGGCCUGCUGCAGGGGCAACAGGUAUUUGAUGACAAAGGCUUCAAGGAGCUUUAUAAGAGGAAAUUCGGUCAGCAAGCGGAACCAUCACCUCCCACUAUUCGGAAAGGUCUGACCCACAGUGCCCGUCGGUCCCACUUCCCCAGUGUUCCCACUCUCCCGCCGAUCGUGUCAUCAUCACCCACUUUCAAACCAGCAGAAAGACAAACCCUGAAGCUGGACUCCAAACUCCCCCAGAUUACAAUGGAACCGCCCACUCCCCAGCACCCGGUGCUAAGCAAUAAUACGCAGAGUCAGCAGAAUUCAUCAUGGGGACAGGAGAGCGAGGAUUUCAGGGAAUCCUGGCCUUCUGAUGAGACCAACAUCUGGAAGGCUGACAUUGACGAAGAGGAGCUUCUCAAACAGCAGCAGGCAGCAUCCGAGGAGGAAGGGGAUGAAGAAGAUGACAGGGAAGAAGAGCUGCAUCGCUCAGAGACAAAGACCAAAUCAGCCAGGUCCACCAGGUCCCUGGGUCAGGGGAGGACACCUUCCAAGCCUGCCUCCAUCUUGAGCUCUGUCAGCGUGAGCAUGGAGGACCUGACAGGACCGAUCAUCUCUGGUGCCAGCAAACACCAGUCCAGCAGUGAGAAGAGCUACGGGGGUUCGUCCAGCGAGGCUGGUCGCAGCAUCAAAGGCAGCCAGCUGCCUGGCAGCCUUAGGGAAAGUAUGCGCUCCUACAAGGGUGGCAGGAACAGUAACAUGGGCAGCGUGGUGCUGGGACCGGAUGGCGAGAUCCUGUCCAUAGGGGGCGGUGUUGGCAUGGGUAGCGUGGCUGACGCCGGGUCCUCGGUGGCGGAUGCGACUGAUAACUUGCAAGCUUCCAGCAUGGCCCACUCUACCCAUAUGGGGGAGUUGGAAAGUUUGGAUGAGCUUGAUGAACAAGAAGAUGACACCUUGUCACAGGACUCAGGUCACAUGUCAUCAGAAGAGGUUGAAGGUCAUGACCCUACCCCAGUUCCGCAGCCAGUCCCCAUACCGACAGCGCAGUUUGGGGACGAUCUUCCUGAGUCCAAGCCACCGAGCCUGCCCAGCUUACCACUGUCCAAGCCAACCAGGUCACAGAAGUCAGCAGAGGAAUCUGUACAUUUGGCAAGAGAAAUUGACAUAACAGGAGGUGAUCUCGAUGCGACCAGAUCUUUCGCCAAUUUCAGUUACGGGAGUGUGGGGCAGGAAUCGGUGGCGGAAGAUGCCCUAAGCCAGGAUGGCAUUGAUGACCAUGGGGAGAGGGAGGCCGCUGCGGACGACGACAUCAUGUCAGAGCAAGAGCCCGAUUGGCCGACUGAGUUUGGAGAAACCAGCGAGCUGGCCGAGGAGGAUGCGUUGAUGGAGGAGCCAGAGAAGGAGGUGGUUAAUGAAGAAGAAAAGGAGCCGUCCACAACAGGGAGUGUCAAGGAUGAGGUUGCAUCCCAGAGGGCGCCCUCGCAGCUGGAGGAGUUAGAGGAGCAUGCAGCGGUCGUGGCAGCCAUGGUCCUUGAGAGGCCCAAGUCGGGACGGGAUCUGGCCGAGGACGCCGAGGCUGCGGCCACCCUGUGGGCAAAGAAAUUAGGAGAACUCUUCAAUCUCUCAGGUGAUCCUGAGCGUGUCCAGUCGGCCCUGGUGCGGCGGCGCCGUAACUCCCUUGAUGCCUCAUCUGUAGCCUCCUCGACAGAGCAUGGUCAGUGGGCUGGGCCAACCCUGAAGAAGAAGCCAUCCAAGAAGUCAAGGAAACUGAAGAGGAUCCACUCAGCAGAGGCUGCCGUCAACUUCUUAAAGAAUCUCGUGAAAGCAGGUGGUGAUGCUGGAGAUGCCACCUCUGUGCACUCAGGCAAGACAGGGAAAUCCCUCCAUUCUGCUGGGUCGCGGGUGGAGAGUGCCCCAACUGUCAAAUCUGGCAAAUCGGCAGCAGCCAAAAGCACCCCCAGCGUCAAAGGUGAUGCAGGGGCUCCCCUAGAGUUUGGUGUCACAAACUAUGGUGUUGCCGACAAGAAGGAACAGGAGAAGCAACCUCCCAUUGUGCGCCCCCCUGCAGAGCCUACCAAGCCUAAAGAACUGGACACAGAGGACGAAGAACUAGCCAAGAUCUUGAAGGAGACAGGCCUAAUGGAGAAAGAGAAGGCACCAGAUGCCAAGAGCACCAAGAGCAGCAAGAGCAGUAAAAGCAACAAGAGCAACAAGUCAAGCGGCAGCAAAGACAAGAACAAGGAGGAGUUUGUUGUCAAAAAGCCAGAGGAUGAUAAAGUUGACCACCUACUCUACAAACCGCUGCCUGAGAAGAAGCCAGAAGAGAAAAAGGCAGAACCUGCAAAAGCAACUAAAGCCAAGAAACCAAAGAAGCCUGCCCCUGUGAAAAAGGUGUCUCCUGCCAAGAAGCCCAAGAAGAAACUCAAAGCGGAGGCUGUAAAGGAGGAGCCCAAACCCCCUCCCGAGGAAACCUCCAAGGCAGAGGAGGAGAAGAAAGUGGAAGAGGUAGCCGAAGAUGCUGAGAGCGAGGAUGUGAAACUGUCCAAGACACCUGCAAUGGAGGAGACAGCCGAAGAAGAUGAAAUGGACGAAGAGGAAGAAGAGGAGAAGGCCGAAUCUCCUGAGUUUAUCAUUAUUCAUGACAUUGAAAGGGAAAACACAGAACCAGUUAUUGAGAAAACGGAAGCACCGGUAAUACCAGUGCAACAACGGAAAGAAUUCUCGGAUUCAGAAGAAGAAGAGCCUGAGCCUUUACCGCCCUCAGUGGCUCAGACGGAUAUGACAGCAGACUCGGAACUCAUGUCUGUCUACACCGAGGACUCUACCAGUCAAGGACUAAGCGGCAUUUCCCGCUCCCAGGCCAAAGCUGCCAAGCGAGCAGCCGAAGCCGAGCGGAGAAAGCAGGCCGUGGAACGGAAGCGGAGGGAGCGAGAGGAGGCCAAGAGGAAGCAGCAAGAGGAGGCUGAGAGGCAAGAGCAGCUCAGGCGUGACUUUGAGGAGGAGAAGCGGAGAAAAGAGGAGGAAAUUAGACUGAAGAGGGAGCGUGAAGCAGAGGAGUUGGAGAGAAGACGCCGGGAGGAAGAGGAAAGGAAGAGACAAGCUGCCAUCACUGCCGAGCGAGAGAAGAAGAGGAUGGAGGAGUAUAAACGGAAGAUGGAGGAGAUUGCCAGACAGAAACGGGAGGAGGAAGAGAGGAAGAGGGAGGAAAACCUGAGGAAACAAAAGGAGGAAGACGAGAGGCGGAAAGCUGAGGAGGCCAAGCUGGCCGCCAUGGCCGAGGAAGAGAGACUGGAGUACGAACGCAAGAAACGAGAGGAUGAGCUCAUCGCCAUGCGCCUGGCAGAGGAAGAGAGACUGAAGCGAGAACUCCUGGCCAAACUGGCUCAGGAGGAAGCUGAGAGGUUCGCCCUUGAGCUGGCUAAGAGGCAGAAGGAGAUGGAGCGGCGGCUGAUGUUUAACAAGUCGCUGCAGUCGGAGGCCAACGUGCUGUCCCACUCCCAGGAGAUGACCAGGGCAUUCACGUGGUCUUACUUUGAGCUGCUGGAGUUUCUCGGGCUGGCCAUGCCAGACUUUCUGAAGCAAUAUCAGAGCUAUACAGACACAGGAUCGUGAGGACAUUGGUCAGAUUGCCAAUUAGUACGGAUGUGUAGUCCCCUAAGGAUGCAGGAUGGAGCGCAGUAGAAGUCUUGAACAGCAUGUAUCCCAAGAGACUUGAAGAUGUAUAUGAAGGAAACUAUUUAUAACGAGAAAGCUAGUAUUUAGAGCAAAAUUGUUUUCAUAUCUUUUCUCCAAACAAAAGUGUAUUUUCACUGACAAAUAAAUGUAUCCCGUGGUAACGGAUCCACUUGAUUUGUUUUUCCUGUAUAUGAUAAUUUGCUUGUACUAUUCCGAAGUAAACCCCUUUUUUGAGUGAAUUGCUUUGGCGUGUAAUGUGUGUGUUUGCACCCAGCUGUUUAAAUAAACAUUACAACGGUAUAGACAGUGUUCCGAGAGUACAUGGGUUGCACUGAGGGAACAGAAGUUAUCUCAGUAAUUCCCUUGGUGAAGCCACUGAAGUGAGUGACCCCCUAAGUUACUACGUUUAAUCAAUCCUAUUUGCUGCCUGUUUAAUACUGCUAUUUGCCCUACUAUUCAAUCGACUUGGUUUCUUUGGCUCUUCCAUUCUUGGCCAUUCGAGAACUAAAUCCACACGGUGUACAUUUUAAUUUGUGAGUGAGAAAAAACAUCUGUUGGGAUUGCUAAUUUAUUCAGGCCGCUGCCCGUGCAAUCUAUAUGAUAAUUAUUUCUUUUCCCGGUAUCAAGUCCCAAAACGGCUGGAAUUACAAAAAAAUCGCUGGUUGAGCGGCUGUUUUUUGCAGCAUGUGCGAUUGCUUCAUCAAUUUUCAUGACAAAUUUUAGGGUACUCGGGCAUUAAAUAUGCAUAUGGUGAAUCCAUGCAUGGCCGAGGUUUGUAGCUACCAUCAGAAAUAUUCGGAAAGGCAUUGAUGAUUCCGUGUCCAGUGUAAUACAUAUAGCUCUCUCCAGAGAAGUAACUGCAUGUUCAUACAUUUUGAUAGCAUUUAGCAAAUACAUGCUAACUUCACCUUCCAUCAAUGGAAAAAUAUGAUAUUUAAUGUGUCUACUACCAGACUGGAGCUAAGGACAGUUUAUGACUUUUAUGACUGAUGUGAGUUUUUAACUUGGAGCUGGGCGAAAGAUAGAUUCUGGCAAAAACAGCUACAUGUAGGAAUAUUUCCCAUUGCUUUUUACAGGAAUCUUAUUCUGUUAAUUAUGAUAAUAGUCAAGAUGUAUUAAAUAACUUCUAAUGAAAAUUUGGCACAGUUCUCACUGGAGGAGUCGAGCAGUUAUAUGUUCGUAUAUUAAUGAACAUGCACAACUGAAACUCAAUUUUUUAAUAGAUAUUGUAUUUUAACAUCAUGUCUAAACACCUAGAUGCUUUUAUUUACCUUCAGCAUUGCCCAUUAGUAAAUGGAUAUGUAAAAAUGAUCCCAACUGAUGAUGAGAAUGUUGCUUUCAAGUUCUCAGAAGGGCCAUUGCUCCUCGGAAUUAAUGAUGGUUGAAGAAGGGAAAUAAUGUUAGUGAUAUUUUACUCGCCGCAAGCCCCACGUUAAAGACUUCCCAGCAGGUGUAUUUGAAUGAUGCAUCGAUGAGCAGGUUUGAUAGACGUGUUUCAUGCAGUGCGGUUCUUCAGUUAUGGCAGCGUCAGGCUGUGGCUAAAGCCAAAUGGAUUCUUCACUGAUGGGAUAAUUGUUAACGGAAGAGAGCAUUGUGUUGGCUGGGUAUUGCAGGAUGGUUGCGAAAGACGGACAUAUUAAUUUCCAAGGGCAAGGGAAGAACCCUGCAGAUCCAUUACAUAUAAUGUACAUUGUUACGUACAUGUAUAACGCAUGUAUCGUAUUUGUUCAGGGGUAUGCAUGCAUAGUGCAUUUUUAUUGACGCUUAUGUUGUUAUUGAGAACCUGUAUUGAUUGGGUUAUGAUGGUUGGUUGAAGAGAGGAUUGGAUUUUAAAUCGGGAUUGAAUGCUUUGUGAAUGUUUGAACGCUAGCUUUUGAUUCUCAAAAACUUGAUUAUAUCUGCAUGCGUUGACAUGAACUGUGUUCAAAGUGCUGUUGAUUCACAAAUAUAUAGUCAGCGCGGUGUACUCACCAUUAGGCGAGAAAGUUGGUGCUCUGAUUUUUAAAGAUAAAUUUUAGAGGAGGACGAAAAAACCCAAAGAAACAUUUUCUAGGGUUUCAAGAUAAACAAAAUUAAUAAGGGUCUUCAGUCGGAGGGAAGAAUACAAAAACAAACUUUUUUCCGGCAAAACAGCGGUAUCCCUUACCAUUUGCGCUAGCAGCCGAGGACCAGGGACUUCGCUGUCAGUCAGACAGCGGGGAGAAAAAACACUUUACACUUACAUCGGGAAGUUGUUAGCGGAUCUGAGACUUCUCUAAAUAAUUUAAAUAUUUAAACAUUUUUUUCCAGUUCUGAAGCCAAAAGGCCGGCGGAUCCGAGCACCAACUUAAAAAAAAACUCUCGCCUUAUGAAAAAAGAAACUUGUACUUCUGAGUGUUGAAUUAAGUGAUCCAGGAAGGCCAAUGAUAAUUUUUCCAUUGAAGACUUGAGGAACAUUGAGAAUAAACAGAAUGUUGUUCCUGAAGUGUAAACAACCCAAGUGAAACGCACGAUGACUUUUAUUGCAGGGUUAUUUAUCAACAAACUGAACAUAAACGGAUGCUUGAAGCCUGAGCAACAUAAUGGACACAGACGGGGCCACUUUACGUGGCACAGUCCGUCCUUGAAGUUUAUUUGCUCCUUGAUACAUGUACAUGAAAGUGUGGACAGGGACCCUAAAACUGAUUAGAUUUGAGGAUGUCAAAUAACUUCCCGGGAUGCUUCAAAAGAUGUGUCAAACAUCACACGGGCAAAUGCCAUUAUCCAUCUACUGACUUUAUUUACAGAAUAAUUGUUAUGACAGUCAAUGUAAAAAUUAUGCAUUGUUUCCAUGUGUUAGUUCCGUAGGUUUUAUCUUCUUUCCUUGUUUGCAGCUCAGUAGUGCCAGUGGGGUGAAUUUAAUCUAGUUUUAGAAUAAUAAGGGUCAAAUCCAAGUGGGAAAAUGCAUACAAUUAGCGCAAUUAAUGCUCAAUAUAUCAUUUCAAAGGAUUUUUCCAGAAAAGGUUUUGAAGAGGUGUAAUUGAAAUUUUAUCAGUGCAUACCUUGGGUAAUGCAUGGAACAAGGAGCAUGGAAUACGUGUACAUUUUAUGUUCUGUAUUCCACUGUAGAUAAAAAAAUGCUGUAUAUGUUAUUUUGUCAGAUAACAACAGAACCGUUGUCCAUUGCUUUUUAAAUUGAAAAUACAUUAAAUAUUCCGUCCAUAAUUUUUAAAUUGAAAAUAAAUUAUGCACCGACUGAUUGGCGUUGUUGUGGAGAUUUCAGCGAUGUCAUGACGUCAAUUCAAAUAUCAUGUAAUAAUAUAAAGUGUAUUUCCUUUUCCCAACGGAAGUAAUUCGAGUGUGUGAAAAUUAAAUUUUCAGUACUUGAUUUAAGUUAAUUUAAAACUGUAUAAACUGGUAAUUUUUCAUUCUCUGUAAAAAUCAUACAUUCUAAUACAUCAUUAUACGUUUAUAAGAAAAAGGGCAGCUUUACUGUAUGUUCCUAGGACAGCAGUUUCAUAUCGCCUCUUGUGACUGUGCCACUUACCAGUUUUGAUUGAUGCAAUACUCUUGUUGAUUUCUUGUUUACAAACUUACGUUUUUCACGCGUCGUUCUGUGCUUUGUUUGAUGUUCCCAGUGCCUAGUUUUGUACUAAACAAGUUCACUUUAAUGUGGAAAGUAUACGCAGGAUAAAGAGGAAAAAUAAUAUUAUCUAGGAAAGAUCAAGA
Molecule: messenger RNA, 8786 nt
Organism: Acanthaster planci (crown-of-thorns starfish)
Lineage: Eukaryota; Metazoa; Echinodermata; Asteroidea; Valvatida; Acanthasteridae
Source: RefSeq, a predicted model, not a curated record